Onychomys torridus (southern grasshopper mouse) is the source of this 4712-nucleotide messenger RNA. RefSeq names its product OTU deubiquitinase 7A (gene Otud7a). Gene Ontology annotation, molecular function: K63-linked polyubiquitin modification-dependent protein binding; DNA binding; cysteine-type deubiquitinase activity. The record is from RefSeq and is a predicted model, not a curated record. Gene Ontology annotation, cellular component: nucleus; cytoplasm. Gene Ontology annotation, biological process: protein K48-linked deubiquitination; protein K63-linked deubiquitination; protein deubiquitination involved in ubiquitin-dependent protein catabolic process. The transcript is spliced from 14 exons. The coding region runs from base 393 to 3188 and encodes 931 amino acids. NCBI's taxonomy places the organism in Eukaryota, Metazoa, Chordata, Mammalia, Rodentia, Cricetidae.
AAGGCGGGGGAGGAGAGGCCCCGGGAGCCGCGCGGCAGCUGGGGAGGGGGCCGCGGCUGGGCGCGAGCGAGCGGAACAGCUGAUCUGGUUUUCCCGAAGCCAGGGAAGAUGGAAGUCGGCUAGCGGCGACUGCGGCGCUGCGGGCGGACCGGCGGGCGGCGCGGCAGAGUUCUCAGGAGCUAGCUGGGUUCUCAUAACCUCCCCUGUGGCAACAAUGGGCCAUUUCCCACAGGGACAGGGCCAUGGUGACUCAAAUGCCUGAGUGCCACUCAACUCCAAAGAGCCAGGAGCCUGAAAAGUGGAGUGACAGAAGAGGAGGCUCUUGCCGCUGAAGCUGCGGUGCAUGAGGCGGAGGAAGGAGUCUCCUAACUGGUGCCACAUACAUCAGAUGGAUGGUCUCUAGCCUGCUUCCAAACCCGCCCUCGGCUGAGUGCUGGGCAGCACUUCUACAUGAUCCUAUGACGCUUGAUAUGGAUGCAGUCCUGUCAGACUUUGUUCGGUCCACGGGGGCAGAACCUGGUCUGGCCAGAGACCUGCUGGAAGGCAAAAACUGGGACCUGACCGCUGCUCUGAGUGACUAUGAGCAGCUCCGACAGGGCCACACAGCCAACCUGCCGCAUGUGUUCAAUGAAGGGAGGUGUGCCAAGCAGCCCGAGCGAGAACCGCCCCAGCCUGUGCACAAAGUGGAGCGGCCCUGCCUGCAGAGACAGGACGAGAUUGCCCAAGCAGAGAAGCGCCUUUCCCGGGGAAUUUCCCACGCCAGCUCAGCCAUUGUCUCCCUGGCCCGAUCCCACGUGGCAAAUGAAUGUAACAAUGAGCAGUUCCCACUGGAGAUGCCCAUCUACACCUUCCAGCUGCCGGACCUGAGCGUGUACAGCGAGGACUUCAGGAGCUUCAUCGAACGGGACCUGAUCGAGCAGGCCACCAUGGUAGCUCUGGAGCAGGCAGGUCGCCUGAACUGGUGGUCUACUGUGUGCACGAGCUGUAAAAGGCUUCUUCCCUUGGCCACGACAGGGGAUGGGAACUGCCUCUUACAUGCCGCCUCACUGGGAAUGUGGGGCUUCCACGACCGGGACCUGGUUUUGCGGAAAGCUCUCUACACUAUGAUGAGGACAGGUGCUGAGCGGGAAGCCCUGAAGCGGAGGUGGAGAUGGCAGCAGACACAGCAGAACAAGGAGUCAGGGCUGGUGUACACUGAGGAGGAAUGGGAGCGAGAGUGGACCGAGCUGCUAAAACUGGCCUCCAGCGAGCCUCGUACACACUUCAGCAAGAGUGGCAGCGGCACGGGUGGUGGUGUGGACAACUCUGAGGACCCGGUGUAUGAAAGCCUGGAAGAGUUCCACGUCUUUGUCCUAGCCCACAUACUGCGGAGACCCAUCGUGGUGGUGGCAGACACCAUGCUAAGAGACUCUGGUGGCGAAGCAUUUGCACCCAUCCCAUUUGGAGGGAUCUACCUGCCCUUGGAGGUACCUCCCAACAGGUGCCACUGCUCGCCCCUGGUCCUGGCCUACGAUCAAGCGCACUUCUCAGCCCUGGUGUCCAUGGAACAGAGAGACCAGCAGAGAGAACAAGCCGUCAUCCCCCUGACGGAUUCGGAGCACAAGCUGCUGCCCCUGCACUUUGCCGUGGACCCGGGAAAGGGCUGGGAGUGGGGGAAAGACGAUAACGACAACGCCCGGCUAGCCCACCUCAUCCUAUCCCUAGAAGCCAAGCUGAACCUUCUACACAGCUACAUGAAUGUGACGUGGAUCCGCAUCCCCUCCGAGACCCGGGCUCCUCUUGCACAGCCAGAGUCUCCAACGGCCUCAGCAGGGGAGGAUGUGCACUCCCUGGCCGAAUCGCUGGACUCGGACCGUGAUUCUGUGUGCAGCAAUUCCAACAGCAAUAAUGGCAAGAACGGUAAGGACAAGGAGAAGGAGAAACAGCGCAAGGACAAGGACAAGACGCGCGCCGACUCCGUGGCCAACAAGCUGGGCAACUUCAGCAAGACGCUGGGCAUCAAACUGAAGAAAAACAUGGGCGGGCUGGGCGGCCUGGUGCACGGUAAGAUGGGUCGUGCCAACUCUGCCAAUGGCAAGAACGGCGACAGCGCCGAACGCAGCAAAGAGAAGAAGUCCAAGUCGCGCAAAGGCAGUAAAGAGGAAUCGGGAGCGUCAGCUAGCACCUCGCCGUCGGAGAAGACCACGCCGUCGCCUACGGACAAGGCGGCGGGAGCGUCGCCGGCCGACAAGGGCAGCGGGCCAAGGGGCGACGCCUGGAAGUACAGCACGGACGUGAAGCUGAGCCUCAACAUCCUGCGCGCCGCCAUGCAGGGCGAGCGCAAGUUCAUCUUCGCCGGCCUGCUGCUCACCAGUCACCGGCACCAGUUCCACGAGGAGAUGAUCGGCUACUACCUGAGCAGCGCGCAAGAGCGCUUCAGCGCGGAACAGGAGCAGCGGCGCCGGGACGCUGCGGCCGCCGCGGCCACGGCCACGGCCACGGCCAAGCGACCGGCGCGCAGGCCCGAGGCGGAGGGGACGCCCGGCCCAGAGCGCGCCUCGCCGGGCCCGCCAGCUGCGCCGCCCACGCAGCUGGUGCUCAAGCUCAAGGAGCGGCCGAGCCCGGGAACUGGCGCGAACGCGCGGGCGACACGGGCGGCGGGCGGUGCUGCGUCCCCGGGGCCCGGCGGCGGCGCGCGCCGCUCGGGGACCGGCACGGGAGGAUCGGCCCCAGGUCGCAGCCCUCCCGCGCCCGCACGCCAAAGCGUCAUCCACGUGCAGGCGGCGGCCCGGGACGAGGCUUGCGCGCCGGCCGUGGGCGCGCUGCGACCGUGCGCCACCUACCCGCAGCAGAACCGCUCGCUGUGGUCGCAGAGCUACAGCCCGGCGCGCGCCGCGCUGCGCACGGUCAACACGGUGGAAUCGCUGGCUCCCGGCGGAGCCGACUCCCCGGGGCCCGCGGAGCACAAGUCGCAGACCUACAGCAACGGCUUUGGCGCGGCCCGCGACGGGCUGGAGUUCGCCGACGCCGACGCGCCGGCCCCGCGCUCGAACGCUGAGUGCGGCCGCGGAGGGCCCGGGCCAGCGCAGCGGCGCUGCCAGCGAGAGAACUGCGCGUUCUACGGGCGCGCCGAGACCGAGCACUUCUGCUCCUACUGCUACCGCGAGGAGCUGCGGCGGCGGCGCGAGGCGCGCGCUGCGCGGCCCUGAGCCGCCCGGGACUGCUUUUUUUCCAUCCUGUGGGUCUUUUUUUACUUGCUCUGGUCAGCCGAAGGGCCGGCGCCUCCUCGGUCAGUGCCGUGUACGUGUUUGGUCAAACGUUCCUAAUGGUGCCUGAACCUACACUGAUGCCACUCAGGUAGUAGACGGAUAGGAAACAAGUCAUACUGUUGGAAGUGGGUGUGCUAGCCUAGCAUCUGCCUCGUACCUGUGGAAACUCAAUAGCCAUUGCAAGAGUAUUUUUGUUCCUCUAUACGAGAAAUAAAGAAAAUCGCAGCCCUUUGUUUUUAGAAGGGAGUGUUUUACAUGCUUUUUCCCCCCUAACCUAGGGACUGACCUCUUCCGAGUAGCGGUCACUUGCGUGCAGUUGGUAGCACGCAGGGUUUAGAAGCAAACGCGCAGCCCAGCCUGAGGUGGAGCCUCCUCCGGAGCUCCCACCUGCUUCCCACCUGGGUCCCUGGAGACCUCCAGCAGGCACCUCGCUACCCGCUGACGCUGGCCCCUUAGGACUCCCCAGCUCCAUCUCAUAAGCAAACCCUCCUCCCACAGCCCCCUGCCCCCGGCUCGAGCAACAUUCACACUGCCAUCCAAGCCGCGGGCGACCACAGAAUGGGCACCGGACAACCUACCUCUCAGGGCACGGUGAGGUGUAGCGAUCGCUCCCAGUGUCGGGCAGCUCCGGUGACAGGAGCUUCCCAGAGACACUUGGGGGUGCAAAAAAGCAGGGUCCUGAACUCACGAUCGGAUGGGCCCACCUAUGAGCCAGCGUGACAGGCUGCUCGUGUCUCCUUUGAAGACAUAUGUACAGUGAACUGUCGCUGGAGGGCCCCUUAGGAGGUGAUAUCACAUCCGUGCCCCAGAGGAGGGGACAGGAUUGACCCCUUGGUCACUGUGCCAGCCCCCAUCGGGCUGCUUUGAACCCAGCCUGGCCUCCUUCCAUAGGGUAGGGGCUGAGAGAGGCCGGGAGGGAAGGAAAUCACACCUACCCACCUGCAUCUGCCAGGGUUCCCCCAGGUUAAAGGGCUCUCUGCUGGUGGAGACCCUUCAUAGGGCAGGUGGUCCUGCUCCUGCCUCCAUGCCACAUUGAGGGAGCAGCCCAGUCUCUGAGCAGUCUCCUUUCUGGUGCCUCCUACAUUUCUUGAGGAAAAUUUAAAAAAUAAUAAUGUGUCCUUAGCUACCCUGUUUUGAGCAGCAAUAUGCAGCCUCCUUCCAAGAUUACCUCUGCAGACCACUGUUCUUGGCCAAGGACACUGAGGAGCUAGCCUGCUUCACUAAAGAGCGAGAGCUUGCUUCCAGGAAAUAUGAAGAAGAUGGGUAAAAUCCUCGCUAACGAAACAAUACUUUCAUACCUGUGAGAGCUUUAGACUAGCCCCGCCCCCAAACCCCUAAAACAGGAGAAGGCACCUGCUUAUCCUCAGAAAGUGCAGGAAAUGGGUCACACCUUCACUGGAGCCAGCCUCUCCUCCUGAAAGGAUGCUUCAUCCCGUGACAUCCAGAGCAGCAAAGGCAAAAAAA